AUGGCGCACGCGCGAAACAUUCUCCCUGACGAUCCCACGCCGCACCAUUACAAGGUCAGCAUCUUGCCGGACUUUGAGGCUUUUUCCUUCACGGGCCACGUUGAUAUACAGGUGACGGCAAAAAAAGCUCAAAAAAGUAUCACUCUCAACUACAAUGAGUUAUCCUUCGUCAAGGUGACUCUUACUCGUGCAGGGAAACCCUCGGAAGUGGAAACAAUUCCUACAGAAUCCAUUCUUCUCGACGCAGCGGAAAUGAAGGUGACAUUUCCUCUCCAGCAAUCUUUUGUUGGAGAGGCCGUUCUCUCAAUUGACUAUACGGGAUGUAUCAAUGACAAGCUAGCUGGCUUUUACAGGAGCAAAUACACGGUCAAGGGAAAAGAAUGCUACAUGGGCACCACGCAGUUCGAGGCUGUGGAUGCACGUCGUGCAAUCCCUUGCUGGGAUGAGCCGGCAAUAAAAGCGGUGUUUGAAAUGAUUAUUACCGCUCCGUCCAAUAUGAUGGUGCUUUCUAAUAUGCCACAUCAGCAUAAGGAAGAGGUUGGUGAUAAGAUUCGUUGGACGUUUAGUCCCACCCCUAAAAUGUCAACCUAUCUACUUGCCUGGACGAUUGGUGAGUUCGAAUAUAUUGAGCGACGCAUUAAAAAAACGCAUGGAACCGAAAAUGGUCAGUCGGAAGACACACUUGUGCGUGUUUUUACGCCUGAAGGGAAAACUUUCAAAGCUUCUUUUGCCUUGGAUGUUGCUUGCAAAGUAUUGCCACUCUAUGAAGAAUUCUUCGAAUCCAACUACAUAUUACCCAAAGUUGACCUUCUUGCCAUACCUGACUUUGCUGCGGGUGCAAUGGAAAAUUGGGGUCUUAUCACCUACCGUGAAACAACUCUUUUAUGUGAUGAAAGCUCAAGUGCAUUUCAUCGUCAGUAUGUUGCUAUUGUAGUGGCACACGAGUUGGCGCACCAGUGGUUUGGUAAUCUUGUGACAAUGCAGUGGUGGAAAGAACUUUGGCUUAACGAGUCUUUUGCCACUUACAUGGAGUAUUGGUCUAUAAACAAAUUGUUUCCUGAUUGGCAUGUCUUUACACAGUUUGUACAUGAGGAAAUCACGCAAGCUUUUAAAUUGGAUUCGUUACGAAGCUCGCAUCCUGUGGAAGUGGAUGUUCAGAAUGCAAAGGAAAUUGAUGACAUUUUUGAUGCAAUCAGCUACAGCAAAGGUGGGAGUAUCGUCCGUAUGGUGGUUAACUUUAUUGGAGAAGCUGCCUUCCAGAAGGGUAUGACUGCGUAUUUAAAGCACUUUGCAUAUGGAAAUGCCACAACAGAAGAUUUGUGGAACUUUUUGGGGAAAGCAGCCGGAAAGCCGUUGGCACCUAUCUUGGAGUUUUGGACGAGUAAGCAAGGCUAUCCAUUUCUUACGGUUACCUCUUCGCCGGAUAAAAAAACACUACAAAUAACCCAAAAUCGUUUUCUUGCCACUGCCUGCGCCUCUGACAAGGAGGACGAAACUGUCUGGAAGAUCCCUUUGCUGCUUGCCACACCAGAACAUGGUGUUCAACGUCAUGUUUUGGAGGAGCGAGAAAAUUCUUUGCCGUCCCCACAUCCUUCAUGGGUGAAAGUAAACAGUGACCUCUCCGCAUUUUGUCGCGUGUUGUACGGGAGUGAGGAUUUGCUCCAAAACUUACUUUCUGCUCUGGCGAUGAAAAAACUAUCUAACAUUGAUCGACUUAGCAUUAUUUCUGAUUAUCAUGCCUUUGCCCGCGCUGGAUAUUGCAGCGCGGUUAAGGUGUUGAAACUACUUUCAUACUACGUGGAGGAAGACGAUUUCACAGUAUGGUGCUCUAUUAUGGACUUUGAAACCGAAUUGAAAGUCGUUGUGGCGACUCAAGGCAAGGAAGCUGUAAACGCGCAUAACGCUUUCUGCCGAAAAUUGUACUCCCGUGCCAUGAAGAAAGUUGGUUAUACCUUCAAAGCUGAUGAUGAUCAUAACGUGGUACAAUUGCGCACCGCACUCUUCUCGCGCCUUGUGGCCGCCGAAGAUGAAGAAACUAUUGCACACGCCCUUAAAUUAUAUACAGAACGCCACACGACGCCAAUAAAUUCAGAUCUUCGCUCCGCUGUCGUCAGUGCCUUUCUUAAGCGGAAUGACAGAGCUGCGUUGGAUGAGGUGAAGAUGCUUGCCGAGACGGCCUCGGAUGCGAUGGAACGAACACACUAUCUUCGUGCAAUGGCUUCUUCAAAGGUUGAUGGCUUGGUGACUGAACUAUUUGAAUAUGCCCUUUCUGGCAAGGUUCGCAGUCAAGACAUUGCUUACGUCCUUGGCCCUCUCGCUGCUAAUACGGAGACGUUCAAAGCAUAUGCAAGCGAACUCAAGCGCAUGUGGCCGGCGCUUGGAAUGAAACUCCCCGGACUUAUCCUAGGUCGCGCACUAAAGUUACUUGAAUAUGGGGCUGAAAAUACCGUGGCAACUGACAUGGAAGCCUUCUGGAAUAAACUUGACGAGAAUGAAAAACUGGGUAUGUCGCGCAGCUUCCAGCAGGGAGUUGAGGGGAUGCGCAACAAUGCAGCCUGGGCCUCCCGUGACGCCAAGGAGGUGGCAGAAUUUUAUUUUGAAGCCUAG
Messenger RNA from Trypanosoma conorhini, 2607 nucleotides. Its product is annotated as aminopeptidase-like protein. Gene Ontology annotation, biological process: proteolysis; peptide catabolic process. Lineage: Eukaryota; Euglenozoa; Kinetoplastea; Trypanosomatida; Trypanosomatidae. The transcript has a single exon. Bases 1 to 2607 code for a protein of 868 amino acids. Gene Ontology annotation, molecular function: peptide binding; metalloaminopeptidase activity; zinc ion binding. Gene Ontology annotation, cellular component: cytoplasm. The record is from RefSeq and is a predicted model, not a curated record.